AUGGAUUCCAUCUCUUCGCCUCUAUCACUUUAUCCAGGAAGAGCAUCUGAUACUCGGUUGAAGCUGGCAGCGGGAGAAGCAUGUCCAGGUAGUGGUGGCGGCGGUAGCGGUGCAUUGAACUGGAAGGCGUUUGGGUAUGAGUGGGAUCAGAAGGAAGAACUUGGGCAGAAGGGAACACUGAAGGCUAAUGACCAGGCUUGCGCCAUAGUUGAGCCGAUAAGUCCCCGGCGCUUCGGUGCUGUCACCGUGAACGGCAGCGAAGGCACUGAUUUGUUCUGGUUGCGCGAACUCUUCAUCAAAGUCCUCCAUUUCCACACACCGCAGCGGCCCACCGAGGAACGCAUCCUCCAUCUCAAGGAAACCCCUCCUCAGAAGGGCGCCGACUGCAACGCAGCAAACAUUCUUCCAAACUGUCACCGCGACUUGAUCCAAGUGCGCGAGCUCUUCACAAAAGUCCUGCACUCUCAGACACCGUGGCUGGCCAUCGACGAACGCCUCCUCUCCCUGAAGGGACACCCUCGAACCCAUCCGAACGGUCACCGCGAAUUGUCCGAUUUGCGCGAACUUUUCACCAAACUCCCGACGCAGCAAACACAUUCACUCGAGCGGUCACCGCGCAGUGAUCCGGUUAUGCGAACUCUUCACGGAGAGUACGAGGAGGGCCACAAGAAGCUAGAGUCUGAGCUGGAGGCCGUGAAGACCAAGGUGAAGAAGAGCGCAGGCGGCAAUCAACAUUACAUUAUGACUCAGCACCACGGCAUCGUGAGUCGCACAGCAGGUCUCGAGAAGAAGCAAAAACAGGCCAUCGACGAGCGCAUCCUUCGUCUAAAGGAAGGCCCUCCUAGGAACCGACAGCGAGGCUAG
Molecule: messenger RNA, 864 nt
Organism: Pseudocercospora fijiensis CIRAD86
Lineage: Eukaryota; Fungi; Ascomycota; Dothideomycetes; Mycosphaerellales; Mycosphaerellaceae
Exons: 4
Coding region: 1-864 (287 amino acids)
Source: RefSeq, a predicted model, not a curated record